GGCUUUUCCUUUGUUGAGUUCGUCGUACUCGUACGUAGUGAAUAAAAAGAAGAGAAGGAAGAGAGAAGAACUACAAGAAAAAAACAUGGCGUACUGGUGGUGGUGGUGGAGGGAACCGAGCAUUUAUGAAAUGGCGGAAGCAGGGUAUAUGUUGCUGUACGUCGGUGAUAUUGAGCCGACAGUGACAGAUUAUGUUCUGUUCGAUGCGUUUUCCCAGGCAAGUCAAGUUAGUUCUGCUCGUGUUUCCGGAUAUUCGAUCACCAGGAAAUCUAGCUAUGGCUACGUUAGCUUUCACCAUUCUCGUGAUGCACAAAGAGCACUAGAGAUGAUGAACCGCACUACUAUUAAUGGAAAAGAGAUUAGAGCUAUUUAUCAUGUCCAUGAUCCAAGUCUUCUUCGAAAGGGCUGGGUUGGUUGUAUACUUAUAAAGAAUCUUGAAGAGUCCAUCGGCCACAAAGCACUCUACGACACAUUUCGGAGUUUUGGAUCCAUUCUAAGAUUCAAAUUGGCUACUAAUAAUGACACUGGUCGUUCACAAGGCUUUGGCUUUGUGCAGUAUGAAAACGAAGAAUCAGCUCUCAAAGCCAUUGGUUAUUUGAACGGAAUGCUUCUUAACGAUGAGAAAAUAUAUGUAGGACCUUUUCUUCAGAGAGGUUCUCCAUACGAUAAGGGGAUCUUCACUGAUAUUUACGUCAAGAAUUUCUCCAAGUCAUUGGCUGAUGAAGAGCUUGAGAAGAUUUUUGGAGAGUUUGGACCGACGACGAACUGUCUGAUCAUAAGGAAAGGUGAAGUUCGUCAAGGAAAGUCUAAAGGCUAUGGUUUUGUUAGUUUUGAAAAUCCAGAGGAUGCUGAGAAAGCUGUUGAGGCUUUAAACGGGAAGAAGUUUGAGGACAAGGAGUGGUUGGUCACGAAAUCGAAAAUGACGUAUAAGAAUGGAUAUAAUUUGAAGCGAGGUUUGAAAUAUUACAUCAACAUAUCUCAGGGUUUGAACUACUUGUGUGUUAAGAAGCUGCAUAAAAGUGUAACUGAUGAAAUUCUCAAAGACUAUUUCUCUCCCUAUGGAACUAUAAUAUCAUGCAAGGUCAUGCAAGACUCUAGUGGAGUGAGUAGAGGAUCAGGCAUUGUUGCGUUUUCGAAACCUGAGGAAGCUUCUAAAGCUGUAAGUUUCUAGAAACAUUAAUGUAUCACUUUAUUUGGAACAGAGAAACUAAUACUGGUGGUUGUUUUUCCAUGUAUUCAGAUGGAGGAAAUUAAUUGGAAAAAGAAGAUAAGGAAACAAGUUUACGUGGAUUUAGCUAUGUCACUUGCAAAUGCAACUCCCGAACAGCAGAGAACCGUACGUGAAUGUUUUGUUUGCCUUUAUAGUUUUUUUUUUUUUUUUUUGCCUUUAUAGUUAUAUCCUUGUCUCUCUCUUUCUUUUUGUUGUGUUCUUUUUCUAAGAAGUGAAAUGAUUUGUACAGAUGUUAGGUGAGAGUCUUUACCCUAUGGUGGAACAACUUGAGCCAGAGUCAGCAGCAAAGAUUACAGGAAUGCUUCUUGAAAUGGACCAAACCAAAGUUCUUCACUUGCUUGAAUCCUUCGUGGCUCUCGAAUCCAAAGUCGCAGAGGCAACUGCGAUCCUGAGGACUGUAAAAGAGCAGCAGCAACAACAACAUAGAGGUGGGUCUGAAUCUGCGAGUGGCUCAAAAUCCUCUCUAAGCCCUGACUCAAAACCCUCUCUAAGCACAAGUUUUAUAAGCCCAAAGCCCAAGUCACUAGCGCGUGUGAACAGUCGACUAUCGAUUGGCGAGAGGUCAGUCGUGUUGCUGACCAACAGAUUUGAUUCCUUCGAAUGAUGUGGUUUCAGGAACAAGUCUGAAUAUCUUUUAAAAAAAGUCUCAAUAUCUGUGUUUAUAAUGCUAAUCUCCUUAAAUCAUCUGUAACAUAGUAGUAAACAUUGAAUUCUAUAAUGAAAGUACUACAUUUUUCUCGCAAAAGUUUGCGAGUGUGUGUAUAUAAACUAUACAUAUCAAAGAAACAAAACAAGACAAUUUUUUUUGCAACCUAAGUUUUUUUGGGGAAAUUUUAAGGGAUAAUUGAUAAAACCAAUCCAAAUAUUCAUGUCAAACAUAAAAGUGAACUCUACUUUCGGUCAAAUGCAAAACCAACAUAAAAAUAUGGUAAAUAUAUUAUGUAACCCUUAUGACCAAACAAAAAAAACAGAAAUGGAUUUUACAAUUUUGUCCUUAGUAAGUCUACACGUAAUAGAAAGAAAUUUACAUAUAUGUAGACCUCCUAAAAAAUCUACUGUUAUAGAUUUAUUAUGUAGUCUACAUUGUAAUUUGAUCUAAAAAUUUAAUUUUAAAAAUGUAUAAAAUAAUUAUUGUGAUAUUUUUAAUUAAUCAUCAAUAUAAUGAUUAAUAUGAAGUUAAUAAAUUAAAAUUUUAUAUAAUUGAACAAUUUUAAGGAAUAUACUCUAAUUUGCUAACCAUGAGUUAGACAGUCUGGUUUAGAAACAAAAGGUUAUAACAUGUUAUGUAUUCUAGUGGUAGAUUUCUUAGGGUUAGAUUUAGUUUUUUUUUGUUUUAUUGACUUAAAUUUGUAUAUUAAUGCCUAGUAGUUUAUAUUUUGUAUAAUUUGAUAUUUGAUACAGUAACUAAGACUUUUUAUCAUAGAGCAAAACAUUUAGGGUUUAAGAUUUGUGGUUUAGGGUUUCGUAGACCUACAAUAAAGUCUAUUUAGCUGGAGACAUCUUUUUCAGUCUACGUUUUUCAAAUUUGUUUACAAAAAAAUCAUUAUAUUUAAACUAAGUUGAGUUUCUUAAGAAUAAAAUUGUGAAAUCAUAAAUUAUAACUAUUAAAAACCAAAAAAAAUAGUAAAUCAUAUAUUAAAACUAAAAUUAAUAAAGAAUAAACAACAAUAAUGAAAUUAUUAUAGUAGACUUCCAAAAAGGUCUGCUAAAUUACGAAAAAAUCUACUCCAAAAUUUUAAUUUUAAUAGACUUCAAAAGAAG
Messenger RNA from Brassica napus (rape), 2992 nucleotides. Its product is annotated as polyadenylate-binding protein 8-like. The record is from RefSeq and is a predicted model, not a curated record. Gene Ontology annotation, molecular function: mRNA binding. The coding region runs from base 86 to 1171 and encodes 361 amino acids. NCBI's taxonomy places the organism in Eukaryota, Viridiplantae, Streptophyta, Magnoliopsida, Brassicales, Brassicaceae. Gene Ontology annotation, cellular component: cytosol. The transcript is spliced from 4 exons.